Caenorhabditis elegans is the source of this 1176-nucleotide messenger RNA. RefSeq names its product Notch ligand osm-11 (gene osm-11). The transcript has 2 exons. The record is from RefSeq and is marked reviewed. Lineage: Eukaryota; Metazoa; Nematoda; Chromadorea; Rhabditida; Rhabditidae. The coding region runs from base 62 to 631 and encodes 189 amino acids. Gene Ontology annotation, cellular component: apical plasma membrane.
GUACGCAGUUUCGACUUGCGAGAUCAAGCAAUUGAAUCUCAAAAAAACACCGUUUCCAAAAAUGAACUUUAUUACCGUCGCCGCUCUCGCUAUCGUUAUGGUCUUGGCACAAGCCAACCCUGCCCGUGUUCGUCGCAAUGAGGAGAUGUCCGAACGUUAUUGCAUCAAGCAUCUUGACCACUACAACAAAUACUGUGGAGACAACGCUGGACCAAUUGACCGUGCUCUCUUUGGAAAGGUUGCCAAGUUCUGCCCAGCCUACGAAAAGCACUGUGCCGUUGGAAAGGCCGGACUCGUCGAGCUUCCAGACCUCGGCUCACCACUCGUUAUGCCACCAGUCCUUCCAAGAGGAUCCGACUUUGCCAGCCUCGAUUUGCCAAUCGCCGAUGAGCGCAAGCCAGCCCACAUCCACUCCUCAAGAACCGCUCCACAGACCACCCGUCUCACCGCCGCCAUCGUAGCCACCUGCACUCCAGAAUGCACCGCCGCUCACUGCACCGACGAGUGCAAGUGCGCCCACACUCAUCCAAAGGUCCAUCAAAUGUGCAACCCACCAUCUUCCGCUGCCAUGGCCGAGACUUGCCAACGUUGGUACUCCAAGUGCACCAUGUUCACUCCAGUGCAGUAUUAAGCGUUGUUGUUAAUAUUGUAAAUAGCAAAGCCGUUCCUCUAUAGGGGGCCUUUAAGACAUGCAAUCGUUUUUGCCUAGGUGGGACCUACCUACUUUUAACAUUUGUUUUUUUUCUUUUCUCACUCCUCCCCCAAAUUUCCCUCUAAUUGUUUUCUAUGAGCUCGCACCCUAGUGCAAUUAUUUAAUUUUUUAUUUUUUUUUCUCUUUUUGGCCCCUCCUACCGAUUCGCUAAGCUAUUUAAGAUCUCGAUAUCUUGAAUCGUGUACAUUUUUCGAAAGCUUAUUAAAAAAUAGCUAAAAUAGCUAGAUAACUGGUUAAUCAGUUAUCGCAGCGAAUUGGAUGGAAAGUAUCGCUGGAUAACUGAUUAAUUUCGUCCAUACCUCCGCUUAUGUGCUCUUUUGUGCUUCAAUCCUGAAUUUACCUGAUCCGUAAAUGAUUUGUCUCAGUACUGUGUACCCUCCCCUGAAAAACGUUUGGCCCAGUGCUUGAUUUUCUGAUUAAGGAAUUCAGUUGAUAACGUUUAAUAAAGACGACUCUUCUCUUUC